GAGCAGAAACGACAGCAGAGAGCAUUGCAGAAACAAAAGGAAAAAGAACAAAAAGAAGCACAAAAAGCUGCAUUGCAAAUGGAGUCAAAUAAAGUAAAGAUAACAAAAAGCGCUGAUCCUUCUGAUCCUCAGGAAUACUACAAGAUGCGCGUAUCAAUGAUUGAAAAUCGACGUGCAAAUGGUGAUAAUCCAUUUCCACACAAAUUCAACGUUUCAAUAUCUAUAACCGAAUUCGUUAGCAAAUAUAAUUAUCUGGAAAAGGAUGCGUUAUUGGAAGAUACUGUUGUUAGUGUUGCAGGUACUCAUUAUUUCAUACCUUCAUUACUACCAGUAGUAUUACCUGGUAACUGCGUUUAUAUGUCCUGA
Molecule: messenger RNA, 366 nt
Organism: Anisakis simplex (herring worm)
Lineage: Eukaryota; Metazoa; Nematoda; Chromadorea; Rhabditida; Anisakidae
Source: the annotation of a GenBank genome assembly